CUACAACAUUUCGUUUCAGUCAUAAACGAAAACCUGAGGCGCAAAGUUGUAGUCGCGGCAAAUUGCGAAACUAAACCAAAUAAAAGAAUCGAAACAAAAAAUUCAAAAAAAGAAAACACUGCAACAAAAAAUCACAACAAGUGUCUAACAUUCUUAGGCCGACGUUGUCUAAAUUAAAAAAAAGUAAUUAAGAAUAAAAAAAGAAGAAACAAAAAAAUAAAAACAUUUAAAGCCAACAGAAAACGAAUCCUGUUUUUAAUUUUUCAAGUGGAAAGUGUCUAACAUCAACAACUCGCCGAACCUGGUUAAACCACGAAAUUUAAUAAUUUUAAUACAAAGUGUUUAUAAUUGUUUUUAAAUUUGUAUUAUUUUUAAACUCUGCUAGACUUUGAAAGUCUAGUCGUUUUGGAAAUUGUUGGUUCUUCGCUUGCUGCCGCCAAUUGCUCACACAAAGGUAUUGAAAUGACGCGACCAAAACUUCAAUCGAAAUGUCGCGGUUUUGUGGGCGAAAAUCUCUUAACCAUCCUUACACUGAUCGGUGUCUUUGCUGGCGGUCUGGUGGGUUUUAUUAUCAAAAACUCGACAGGCGAAUGGUCGAAAAGAGAGAUUAUGUACAUAUCGUUUCCUGGUGAAAUAUUUUUAAGAAUGUUAAAAUGUUUAAUUGUGCCAUUGUUGGUGUCCUCAAUUACCAGUGCCAUUGGCGGUCUGGACUUAAGCAUGUCCAGCAAAAUUGCCACCAGAGCUAUUUGCUAUUACUUCAUAACAACCAUAUCUGCUGUGAUAUUGGGUAUUUGUUUGGUGACCACCAUUCGGCCCGGUGAUGGUGCUCAAAUUGUCACAAGCGAAAGGUCAGAGAAGACAGGAGAAGAAGCCUCCAAGGUGAUGACACCCGAUACCCUUAUGGAUUUAGUAAGAAACAUGUUCACCGAUAACAUUGUGGGAGCCACCCUACAGCAGUAUCAAACCAAGCUAGAAGAAAACAAAACGGCAACCGAACCCUUACCCCUCAAUAUGUGGCCUUUCAAGGAGAGCAAACGUGAUGGUUCCAAUGUCUUGGGUUUGGUGAUGUUCAGUAUUAUUUUGGGUACAACCAUUGGUCGUAUGCGUGAGAAGGGUCAAUUGUUGCAGGAUUUCUUCUCCACCUUGAGUGAGGCUAUGAUGAUCAUUACAUCCUGGGUUAUUUGGAUUUCUCCCUUGGGUGUGGCUUUCUUGAUUGCUGCCAAAAUUAUUGAGAUGGAAUCGAUUGCCUCAACCAUUCAAUCUCUGGGUUGGUAUUUCUUGACGGUAAUGUUGGGUCUUAUAUUGCAUGGAUUUGGUACCAUUGCUGUCAUCUUCUUCUUGGGUACCCGUACACUGCCCUUCCGUUAUGUGGCCAAACUCAGUCAGGUGCUGGCCACUGCUUUUGGUACCGGUUCCAGUUCGGCCACCAUGCCUUUGACCAUCAAGUGUCUGGACGGCAUGGGUAUUGAUCCUCGUGUAACACGUUUUGUAAUUCCCGUGGGUGCCACCAUCAACAUGGACGGUACUGCUUUAUAUGAGGCAGUGGCGGCUCUCUUCAUUGCCCAAUUCCGAAAGGUGGACUAUACAUUCGGCAAUAUUGUGGCUGUGAGUAUUACGGCCACAGCAGCCUCCAUUGGUGCUGCUGGUAUACCACAAGCUGGUCUUGUUACAAUGGUCAUGGUAUUGGAUACUGUGGGCCUGCCAGCCAAGGAUGUUUCACUGAUCAUUGCCGUUGAUUGGUUGCUUGAUCGUUUCCGUACCACCAUUAAUGUCAUGUGCGAUGCCUUGGGCACCAUUUUAGUUAAUCAUUUGUCUAAAAAGGAUCUACAAAGUGUGGAUAGGCUAAAUGCCGAACCCCAUGAACUGUUAGAAUUGGGCGCCAAUGGCCAUGAAAAGGAGUAGAUUAUGAUUCGUAACAAGUAGCCAAGUUUAGUAAGGACAUCAUAGCCCCAUCUAAUUGUAAUCUAAACUUAAGAGCGACGUGCUAGCAUUAAUUUUUUUGUACAGACAGAUGAUGUGUUCGCUCCAUUCCAAAAAAAAAAACCAAAGCACGUCUACAUUGUCUUCUAAAUGUGUUUGAAACAAGAACAACAAAAAGAAAACCACAACACAACAAGUAAUUCUAAUUUAGCUUUUAUGCGAAUGUGUGUUUGCCCCAGUGCUGCCAUUGGAUGAAACAAACAUCAUUGUUAAACGAAUUUCCUUAAAAAACAACAAACAAAACAAAACAGAUUAGAAACAAAUUCAAAGCAAUAAGAUCCCAAUUCUACCAAAUUACAACAACAACAUGUGCUUUAGUCUUUAAUACGGAUGCGAUGUUGCAGCAAAAAGAUCUGAAGUUGUACUCCCGAUGGGUGUAUUUUUUCGAAUACAAAUCCUGCAAAAAUGGGUUUAUCUCACAAAACCCAAUUUUCUCGGCAGCUAUAACACCGCAUCCUUGCCGUUGUUGUUCAAAAAUUUAAAGCAUGACCAAAUAUUUACAAUGUAAAUAUUUUCAUACAAUUGAUUAUGAUUGGUUGAGAAGAAACAGAAUUAAAUGCAAUAGAUGUAACCCAAAUGAAUGAUUAAAACUAAUUUAAUCAAAUCUAGAGAAAAUGCAAACAAAUUAGAAUUUAAGAUAGAUCCACAAGAAGAAGAAGAACAAUUUCAAACCACCUUAGCAAGUAUUGGAAAUCACAUUUCGAAAAGUAAACAUCCCUUGCUUUAUAACAUUUUUUUUAAUAUUAACUCAAAUUAUUUUAAGUUUAUACAAAAAUAAUGGAAAAAAAAACAACUCAUGAUUGGUCUACACUCUCAUUGUAUUUUUUAUAUAUAUUUAUAAUAUAUUUGUAUACUUUUCGGCCAAAAUUAAGUUCAAUUUAAUAAAAAAAAAAAAUAAAAAAUCGAAAAAAAAAAACUCCAAACUAAAUUUCCAACGUCUUCACAUUUAUCAUUCAUCUAUAUGCAUCAUCCAGCAGAUACUAUCAACCUAUAGCCAAAUAUAAACUCUAUUAUAACCAUGUUUUCCCUUUCUAUUGUGUAAAUACUUAAUAGUAUAAGUAUUCGAUAUAUACAUACAAAUAAAAUGACAAUAAAUAUAAAAAUCAGUCUAUUGAGAAUCCACCAUUCAAACCAAUGAUAUAAUCCACCGCACAAAACAACAACAUAGCAAUUGUCAUCCUGGAGCCAACCAGGAAGAUGGGAAUCCACUUGCCCAAUUUUAUAUUAGAAUUGUUACUAAAAACGAUUGGUGAUAUUAUCUGAUAGUAAGUUACAACAACAACAAAA
Musca domestica (house fly) is the source of this 3267-nucleotide messenger RNA. RefSeq names its product excitatory amino acid transporter 3 (gene Eaat1). Lineage: Eukaryota; Metazoa; Arthropoda; Insecta; Diptera; Muscidae. The transcript is spliced from 11 exons. Gene Ontology annotation, molecular function: neutral L-amino acid transmembrane transporter activity; L-glutamate transmembrane transporter activity; glutamate:sodium symporter activity. The record is from RefSeq and is a predicted model, not a curated record. Gene Ontology annotation, cellular component: plasma membrane. The coding region runs from base 463 to 1902 and encodes 479 amino acids. Gene Ontology annotation, biological process: L-glutamate transmembrane transport.